AUGCAUCUCUCUUCUCAUACCUGGAUGCGGCCCGAGCCUCUUGAGCAGACCCUUCAGAGGCUCGUCCGCCUCGGUUACACCAGCAUUGAAUUGGCCGGCGAGCCCGAUCAAUUUCCCAUCGGACCAACCCACGAUCUUCUUCAAAAAUACAAUAUCAAGUGCUGGGGAACCGUGACAGUCAUGCACGGCAAGCGAAACCUCCUCGCCUCUGAUCCUCAACAACGCCGAGAUACCAUCGAGUACAUGAAGCAAGUCGUCAACAUGUCCGCUGAGCUCGGCGGCCAGAUCACCACCGUCGUCCCUGGCACCGUCGGCACUAUUAUCCCUUCUUCUACGCCGGAGAAUGAAUGGAAGUGGGCUGUAGAGGCCCUCCGUGAAGUUGCUGCUUUUGCGCAGGAAAAGAGUAUCAAGAUUGGUCUUGAACCGUUGAAUAGGUUUGAGACUUACUUCCUCAAUCGCUCAAACCAAGCUCUUGCUCUCGCCGAUGAGGUUGGAUACGGCGUCGGUAUCGCCUUUGAUCCAUUCCACCUUGCACUUGAGGAGAAGGAUCUUAUUACAGCUAUCCACGCAUGCAAAUCGCGUAUCGUUGAUUUUCACGUAGGCGAUAAUAACCGACUCGCACCGGGAGAUGGAUCUUUCGACUGGCCCAAGAUUAUGAAAGCUCUCGCUGAAGUUGGCUACGAUGGUGGGCUGGCCGUUGAGUUUAUGCCAGCUAUUGAUCGAACGCCCGUUGGGGAUUAUGGCAAGGCUCAGUUGGAGACAGGAGAGGUGGAUGUUACGCCUGACCAGCUGCAGUUCAUUAUCGAUCACGGGUCGGGUUUGCUGUCUGAGACUUAUUAUACGGAGCUUUUGAAGAGAUCUGCUGAGACGUUGGCACCAUAUGUUGAGAAAUAG
Fusarium subglutinans is the source of this 894-nucleotide messenger RNA. Its product is annotated as D-tagatose 3-epimerase. The record is from RefSeq and is a predicted model, not a curated record. NCBI's taxonomy places the organism in Eukaryota, Fungi, Ascomycota, Sordariomycetes, Hypocreales, Nectriaceae. The coding region runs from base 1 to 894 and encodes 297 amino acids. The transcript has a single exon.